AUGGACUCGGCUACGGACCAGACGAUCCUCCGUCAUGAGGUGGCCGAGGUGGCCUUUGGCUUCUACAGCGACGCCGAGAUCCGGAACCUCAGCGUGAAGCAGCUCACGAGUCACCUGAGCUUCGACGCGCUCAACAACCCCGUCAUCGGGGGUCUGUAUGACCCGGCACUGGGGCCUGUGGACUUCAACAUGAUCUGUCCCACGUGCCACCAGACGCAGAAGGAGUGCCCAGGCCAUCUCGGCCACCUUGAGCUGCCAGUGCCCGUGUACAACCCCGUUCUCUUUACGCAAAUGCUGAACCUGCUCAAGCGCAAGUGCUUCGCGUGCCACAAGUUCCGUGUCGCCAGCUCGCGCUCUCGCGAAGUGCGUGUCAAGAUCCUCUUACUGGACAACGGCUUUGAGAACGAGGCGAUUCAGCUGGGCGAACUGCUGGAGCAGCGCAAUGGCGUGGAAGACGAGCCGCCGCAACGCACGAUCCAGCGUCAACAGGCGAUUCUGGACGAGUACGAACGUCUCGCGUUAUCCAAGAGCAGCAACAGGAACAAAGGCGCGCCGGAGUUGCUGCGUCCGCUGCCUCGUCUCGCGGAAGUAGCGCGUGAGAAACUUGCGACCGAGUUCUUGAAAGGAAUGAAGAACAAGUGCGAAAACUGUGGCGCUAUUUCGUCAGCUGUUCGACAGGAUGCCAACGCUAAAAUCUUUCUCAAGGGACUCAGUGCACGGUCACGCAAGCUAAACCAAUCGAAGAACUUGACAGUGACAUCAGCUCUGGACACGAUUCGUGGCAAUGUGUCCGACAAGGACGACGAAGUAAUGCAUGGCGACGAUUCCGAGUCGGAAAUGGACGAAGAUGGAAACGCGUACGCUACGAUGGAAGAGUCUUCGAUGCGCAGCAAGUACCUUCCGCCUCUGGAGGUGCAGUCACAAUUGCAGUUGAUGUGGCAGAACGAAGAUGGUCUGAUGGAGCUGCUCUAUGGCGAUCGCAACAUUGCCAGUGGCCGAACGCCUGCACGUAAGCCUUGUGGCUGGCGCAAGUUUUUUUUGAACGUGAUUCCGGUUGCACCUUCGCGCUUCCGUCCGCCCGUGUUUAUGGGUGACAAGCAGUUCGAACACUCUCAGAAUACUCAUUUGUCGAAGAUUAUGACCCUCAGCGACAGCAUUGUUCAAAGUGAUAGCUACAAGCGUCAGGGUGCUACUACUUCAGACGAAGAUGAUGCCGAAAAGGAGGAGCAGGUGAAUCUAUCGCGUAAGCUUGCUCUGUGGACAGAGCUUCAAACUGCCGUGAACCUCCUCGUGGACAGCAGCAAAGCCAAGCCGGGAGCUGAUGUUGCUCAGGGUAUCAAACAGGUCAUUGAGAAGAAAGAAGGCCUGUUUCGCAAACACAUGAUGGGUAAGCGUGUCAACUAUGCCGCUCGGUCGGUGAUUUCUCCAGACCCGUACAUCAGUACUAGUCAGAUUGGUGUACCGCUUCGUUUUGCCAGAACGCUCACAUACCCUCAGCCAGUGACGCCAUGGAAUGCGGAAGAAAUGCGCCGGCUCGUUAUCAACGGACCGGAUGUGCAUCCCGGUGCGAACUUUGUCGAGAGCGAGAGCGGCCGUCUGAUCGAUCUGAGCAAGCGAUCUCCGCACCAGCGUGAAGCCAUCAGUAAGACACUGCUUACACGCUCGGCUAGUGCUCGAGGUACAAGCAAGAACCGUGUGAAGCGCGUUUGGCGUCACAUGAAGACCGGUGACGUUGUGUUGAUGAACCGCCAGCCGACCCUACACAAGCCGAGUAUAAUGGCCCACACCACGCGUGUCCUUACGAACCCUAAGAUGCAGACGAUUCGUAUGCACUACGCAAAUUGUAACACGUUCAACGCCGAUUUCGAUGGUGAUGAGAUGAACAUGCACUUUCCCCAAAAUGAGCUGGCGCGGUCAGAGGCAUAUAAUAUUGCGUGUAACGACAACCAGUACAUAGUGCCAACGGACGGGUCGCCGCUGCGUGGCCUGAUCCAGGAUCAUGUUGACUCUGGUGUAAAGCUCACUCAACGUGAUACGUUCCUGACAAAGGAGAUGUAUAUGCAGCUUCUGUACAACGCUUGGGCUAGCCUGGAAGAUGCUGGAGUGGAGAAGGCGCACAUAGAGAUCGUACCGCCUGCUAUUCUAAAGCCGGAGGUGCUCUGGACGGGUAAGCAGCUGGUCACUUCAGUUCUCAAGCUGCUGACGAAAGGCCUGCCGCCUUUGAACAUGAACAGCAAAGCUAAGAUCAAAGGUGAUUUGUACGGCACGACGAACAACGAGCACAUUGUGAUCUUUCGCGACGGAGAGCUGCUUCAGGGUAUUCUCGACAAGAGCCAGUUCGGUGCAAGCAUGUACGGUAUGGUCCACGCUUGCUACGAAGUGUACGGCGCACGCAUCGCAGCCGAUCUCUUGUCUGCUCUUGGUCGCCUGUUUACGUGCUAUCUACAGUUUGCCGGUCACACUUGUGCAUUGGAGGAUUUGACGCUGAACCAUGCGGCCGAGAAGCGUCGCAACAAACUAGUUAGAGAGUCUGAAGUCAUGGGCGAAGAGGCAUACGCCGAAUUUGCUGGUCUCACGGACAUGCUCGAGAACAAGCGUGCGUCUGAGAAGGAUGGUAAGAAGCGUCGCAUGAACGACGAGGAGCGUGUGCAGAUACGCGACCGUAUGCGUACUUUGCUCUCUGGACCUGACGCUAGCAAUAACGCGGAGGCUCUGGACGCUCACAUGAUGGGAUGCGUGCACGGAUCGAAUAGUGACAUCAUCAAGACGUGCCUACCGUCGGGUCAGUCGAAGGCAUUUCCGAAGAACAACUUCUCGCUUAUGGUGCUGACUGGUGCUAAGGGCUCUAUGGUAAACCAUUCGCAGAUCUCGUGUGGUCUCGGCCAACAGGCCCUUGAGGGCCGUCGUGUCCCUAUCCUUUGUAGUGGCCGGUCACUGCCUUCGUUUGAGCCAUUUGACCCUGCCCCACGUGCCGGAGGUUAUGUGACGGACCGUUUUCUCACUGGCCUACGUCCUCAAGAGUACUAUCACCAUUGUAUGGCUGGCCGUGAAGGUCUUGUUGAUACGGCAGUGAAGACUAGUCGAAGUGGUUAUCUUCAACGUUGUCUGAUCAAGCACCUUGAAGACCUGCAGGUCGGCUACGACCAUACUGUGCGUAAUAGUGACGGCAAUGUGGUUCAGUUCCUGUAUGGCGAAGAUGGCAUUGAUCCGGUGCAAAGUGCCAUGCUGUCUGGUAAGGAUGCGCAGUUUGAUUUCCAAGCGAUGAACCAUCGCAGUAUUUCUCACAAGCAUGGCAUCGAUGCCAAGUUCUUCGAGAGAACAAAGCUAGACAUCAUGAAGCCAAUCAAGCUCCAUAAAGAGGUUCGUGAAGCCAACGAAAAUGACUACACUAGCACGUCGUCUAUUCUGAAACCUGGCGUGAAGGUCAUGGCCCGUCGAUUGCGGCAAGGAGAGACGAAGUGGAAACGCGGUCACAUUGAGAUCGGUUUCUAUGCUGCUGAAAUUGUGGCGGUGAAUCGUGAUGCCAUAGACGAUCCCCGGCAGUGCAAGUAUGACAUCAGGUACCUGGAUACGGGUCUGAAGGCGUUUGACGUACCUCGUACUACCACGUUCAAGACGAGCAAGUCAACGAGCACAACUCGUGCCAUGUCUGGUCGCGUCGAUAUUAUCAAGAUGUCGUCCGAGGACCCAGUGUUGCAGAGUCUGCCGUUGAGCAAGCACGUCGGUUUGAUUUCGGAGCGCAUUCAGGACAAGCUGCGUCAGUACAAUAAGCGCAAUCCUUCUAAUUGUUUGGAGGUGGCGAAGAAGAAAGAAAAGAAGUCGAAGAAGAGUGAGCGUGUCACAGAGUGCGAGAUUGACCGUGAUGUGAUGAAGACGAAGCAUGCCGUGAGUCCCGACGCUUUCCAGUUUCUUGUGUGGGUAAACUACCUGCGUAGCAUGUGCGCUCCUGGUGAGAAUGUCGGUAUCUUGGCUGCCCAGGGCAUCGGUGAGCCGUCUACGCAGAUGACACUGAACACCUUCCAUCUUGCUGGGCAUGGUGCCGCUAAUGUGACGCUGGGUAUUCCGCGUUUGCGUGAAAUCAUCAUGACGGCUAGUCAGCAGAUGUCGACGCCUAUGAUGACUAUCCCGCUUCGUGACGACGUGGAGUCCUCACGUGCUCAGGAAGUCGAGCAGCGACUGAACCAGGUCGCUCUUUCGGAGCUGAUCAACAGUACGAAUGGUGUUCGUGUUGAGGAUCGGUUUCACAAGAGCGAGAACGGUAUACUGUGGGUUCGCGAUUACCACAUUCGUUUGACUUUUUUCAAGCUCAAGGAGAUCGAACGCGUGUUCGGAUUGAGCGGCGACCAGAUAUUUAACUCGGUCGGACGAGGCUUUGUGGGCAAGCUGCUCACGCUUAUUUGCCGUGAGAUGAAGAAGAGCGGUGUGACCGUAUCUGCAGCAGCGGAAAAGAACAACUUUAGCGCGCCGUCGGGAUCUGGAGCGAACAGAAAAAAGAAGAACGUCGAUGAUGAUGACGAUGACGAUGAGCAGGGCACCCUCCGGUUUGGUAGCCGUGGCGAAGUUCAGGGCUAUGGCGAGAUGGACGAGGAGGACGAGAGAAUCCGAAAGUCGCAAAUGACCAACGACGACUCGGAUAUCGACGAUGACACGAUGGACAACAAGAAGAGUAACGACUCGGGUGCUUCGGAUGACGAGCUCACGGAGGACGGCUUCGCAAACCAGAAGGCAAAGACCUUUACUGCUGGCGGUAUGGAUGCGCUCGACGUACCUACCAGUGUGCGCAAGAACCCCUACUUUGUAUUCUGUGGACGGAACGAGAAGCAGAAUUUUGUGGAGCUACAUUUGCGUUUCCCGACGCACUCGAAGACACUGCUAAUGGUACCGCUUGUCGAGAGGGUGGCCAAGCAAGUGCUGGUGCAGUGCUGUCCAGGUAUUUCACGAUGCUACUUGAUCAACCAGCGUAUUGGCGAGUCGCAAACGGAGAAACCGUGCGUGCAGACGGAAGGUCUCAACUUCCAGGAGAUUUGGAGCUUUGACGACAUUCUGGAUGUUAACAACCUUGUCACCAACGACAUCUACCAGGUGCUACAAACAUAUGGCGUUGAGGCAGCACGGGCCAGUAUUUCGAAACAGAUCACGGACGUGUUUGGCGUAUACGGCAUCAGUGUCGAUCCGCGUCACCUGAGCUUGUUGGCCGACUAUAUGACGACACAGGGCGGAUACAUGCCGUUGAACCGAAUGGGUAUGAACUACAAGGGUUCGUCUCUGCAGCAGAUCACGUUCGAGACGUCUAUGAAGUUCCUGUCGCAGGCCGCCUUAGGUGGUCUAGUGGACAAGCUAGAGAGUCCGUCUGCUCGUCUAGUGCUUGGCCAGCCGCCGCGGGUGGGCACAGGCAGCUUUUCGCUUUUGCAGCCGGUUGCAAUAUAG
Hyaloperonospora brassicae is the source of this 5427-nucleotide messenger RNA. The record is from the annotation of a GenBank genome assembly. NCBI's taxonomy places the organism in Eukaryota, Oomycota, Peronosporomycetes, Peronosporales, Peronosporaceae.